Messenger RNA from Cyprinus carpio (common carp), 2580 nucleotides. RefSeq names its product cAMP-regulated D2 protein. The record is from RefSeq and is a predicted model, not a curated record. Gene Ontology annotation, molecular function: cholinesterase activity. Lineage: Eukaryota; Metazoa; Chordata; Actinopteri; Cypriniformes; Cyprinidae.
GUAUAUGAAUAGACAAAACAUUAGUUUACAGCUUGACCUGUACAUCUGCAGUACCCUGAACUCUCAUUGCCAGUAAUCUGAUUUGUUUCACAAUAGUGUCCUUGUGAAGGAGUGAGAGAGAAAUGUUUGUGAAUGCAGGCCAGUCUCAUUGAUGUCACGCGAAAUUCAACAGGCACACAAGCCAGAGUCGGAUUCCUCUACACUCUUACACUCGCUGUUUGCUGACUGAAGAUAAAUGUCAGAUUUAUCAGCAUAAAACAUUUUGCAAGCAUCUGUUUGUGGAUAUAGGCAGCUGAGAUUCUCCUGUUGAAGUAAGUGGAACUAACUAAUUCUAUUCUGAUUGACUCUGAGGUUUGAAAAGCCAUAAUGGUGUUGUUUGGCACUACAUUGAUUGUGGUCACGCUACAUUCAAUUAUGCCAAUUGUGAGUGGAAGACUGAAAAGUGAAACUCAACAAACUGGGACUCCGAUUAUGAUUUUCAACAUCCCAAACACUGAACAUAAAGAAACACAUGAGAGCUUGGAUGAUGUUGUUCUAGAUGAAUCCGCUUUAAACCCGUUUAAGAGUCUAGAGUUUUAUGCUCGUGCUGAUGAAUUUUCAAGAAACACUGUGGCUGAAUCGACUGAUAUGCAUUCAGUAGCUGAUUCCAUAUCAACCAGAACUGAAUGUGAAGGUAGUAAUAUUCUACACAAGGAGCCUGAGAUGGAUGAGAAGUUGAAUAAGGUGGGAUGUGAUGGUGAAUGCAUAAUUAAUUCACUGGAUAACACCUCCUCCGAUGACUUCGAAAAUACCUCUAGUGGAGAUCCAGUCGUCAUUACGCAUCUCGGGCGAGUUCGUGGCCGUACUCUGGAUAAAGCUCAUGUGUUUUAUGGGAUUCCUUAUGCAGACCCUCCGGGGGACAAACGCUGGGCUCCUCCUUCAUCCGUGUCACCUUGGACGUACACGUAUGACGCCACAUUUCCCCGUCCUGCUUGCAUGCAGGUGUGUGCUGGUGAGUUCUCUCGGAUGUGUCCUCCUAAGGUUAGCGAGGACUGCCUGUAUCUAAACAUCUUUGUUCCUGUGAGUGUCAACCUGUCGUUGCCGAUAGUAACGGCCCUGCCGGUGAUGGUGUGGAUUCACGGCGGUGAUUUCAUCGCUGGCUCCGCCUCCAAACCUCUAUAUGACGGCCGCUUCAUCAGUAACUAUAGCAACACAGUAGUUGUAAACAUGGAGUAUCGUCUUGGUGCUUUUGGCUUCUUAGUCACAGGCAAAGAUCCCGAGAGCUCUGCAGUGGGGAAUUAUGGGAUUCUAGACCAGCAGGCAGCACUGCGCUGGGUCCAAGAAAACAUUGCAGCUUUUGGAGGAGACCCAAAUAAGGUUACUCUGUUUAGCGAGAGCGCUGGAGCCCAAUCAGUGUGUCUUCAUCUGAUGAUGCAGAGCAGCGAGUAUUUGUUUAGACAUGCAGCCAUACAGAGUUUACCAUUCUCUUUGCCACUGAAAACCAGAUGGGAUGCGAUGAAACUGGGCUGGGAUUUUGCUAAACUGACAAAUUGCUCAGCAUUUGAUCUGCCCUGUCUGCGCUCUCUCAGCUCACAUGACGUGCUCGAUGCCCAGGUUAAGUCAGGUUCUAAGAUCAUCAACCCCUUCCGUUUCCUGGAGGUCUUUGAGACAUGGGGACCAUUCAUUGAUGGAGAGCUGAUCCAGGAACAGCCAAUCACAGCCUUCCAAACAGGCCACUGGCAGAGUUAUAAGCCUGUUAUACUUGGUACAACCUCUGAGGAAGGCGUGACCUUUGUGUACAGCGUUUUCAACCGGUCCGUAUCAACGCUGGAAUGUGUGCUCUACACUGCCGCCAUUUUUAAGCAACAUGCGCUUAAAAUUCUGCACAAAUACAUUCCUUUCUUCCCAAACCAGGACAGAAGAGUGAUGCUUUCACAAAUUGUCACGGAUUACAUGUUUCUGUGUCCGACUCGAUGUUCUGCUCGCUCUGGAGUGAGAGUCGGUGGAGCCGUUUGGUUGUAUGUAUUUGACCACGCUCCAUCUGAUCACAACAUAUGGGCGGGGCGUCCGUUCUGCUACAAUCAUACCUGCCAUGGGGCGGAGCUUCCCUUUCUGUUUGACUCCGCUCCCAGCACUAACUUCACACUUACACCUCAAGAGACCCUUCUGGCCAAUCGGAUGGCGUGUUACUGGGGAACAUUUGCCCACACGGGGGACCCAAACUCUCGAAGUGAACAGACUCACUUCUGCACACAGCAGAGGCUGCCGGUUUGGCCUCGGUACACGGCUCCAGAGGGCUGGCCCAUCCUGAACCUGACUCUACCCUCACACCCACAGCACGGGGACAGGGAUCAUUUCUGUGACUUCUGGGAUCGGCUGGACAUCUAUUGAGGGGAGGAGAUUGUGCUGGAGGAAAGAAAAGAUCAGGGCUCUAACAAUUUUGAUAAACUCUUUGCUAUUCAUUAACCAUUCUGCUAUUUCUUUUUUAAUUUAAAUCUCAUCUUUAUACAUUAUCAAUGACUGGGCCAGUUUAAUAACAAAAUAUUAUUUUUUAAAGUACAUUAUGAUUCAAACGUUAGGAGUAAUUUUUUCAUGUUUUGA